This is a messenger RNA of Hibiscus syriacus, 11456 nucleotides long. RefSeq names its product E3 ubiquitin-protein ligase UPL2-like. Gene Ontology annotation, molecular function: ubiquitin-protein transferase activity; protein binding. The transcript is spliced from 17 exons. Gene Ontology annotation, biological process: protein polyubiquitination; proteasome-mediated ubiquitin-dependent protein catabolic process; positive regulation of protein catabolic process. NCBI's taxonomy places the organism in Eukaryota, Viridiplantae, Streptophyta, Magnoliopsida, Malvales, Malvaceae. Bases 289 to 11322 code for a protein of 3677 amino acids. The record is from RefSeq and is a predicted model, not a curated record.
CCUAAAAUUUCCCUUUUUCUCUGAUCCCUUGGCUUUCGGUUUCUUCUUAAACAAACACACCAAGUAAAGUCACCCACAAAAUCAAAACAACCAUAGCCUCCGCCCCUCUUAUAUAUCUCCGCUCCCUUUUUUCGCUUUCGGGUGUUUUCUCUUUCUGUUUCAUCGUUAUCUUCGAAAAUCUCUCUCGAAUUAUCUUGAAUUUCAUGCUCUAUAAUUUGGAUGUCUAACAAUCCAUCGAUUUUCUCCAUCUCCUUUCUCAGUUAUUGAAAGUAGAGAAGUAGAGGCGAGAUGGCGAAUAUAAGAUCGACUUUGCCUUCGAGGCUUCGCCAGCUUUUGUCUGGUGAAACCACCAUCACUCCUUAUAUCAAACUCGACUCUGAGCCCCCGCCUCAAAUUAAAGCAUUUAUUGAUAAUGUGAUCCAGAGUCCUUUACAGGAUAUAGCAAUACCUCUUUCAGGCUUUCGAUGGGAGUACAGUAAGGGGAAUUUUCAUCAUUGGAGGCCACUGUUUCUUCAUUUUGAUACAUAUUUCAAGACUUACUUGUCCUGUAGGAAUGAUCUUCUACUAUCAGAUAAAAUUCUAGAAGAUGAUAGUCCAUUUCCGAAGCAUACAGUUCUUCAAAUACUACGAGUAAUGCAAACAAUCUUGGAGAAUUGCCACAAAAAGAGUUCAUUUGAUGGCUUGGAGCACUUCAAGCUUCUACUUUCAUCCACUGAUCCCGAAGUUGUUAUAGCUGCAUUGGAGACUCUUUCUGCUCUUGUUAAAAUAAAUCCAUCUAAGGUCCAUGGUAGUGGUAAGUUGAUUGGAUGUGGCUCGGUAAACAGUUAUCUUCUGUCUCUUGCUCAGGGAUGGGGAAGCAAGGAGGAGGGAUUGGGCCUGUACUCGUGUGUAUUGGUAAAUGAGAGAUCUCAGGAGGAAGGGCUUAGCUUGUUUCCAUCAGACAGAAAAAAUGAUUGUGAUAAGUCUCAACAUCGGAUUGGGUCUAGCCUUUAUUUUGAAUUGCAUGGGCUCAAUUCUCAAAGCACCGAAGAAAGAGUUGGCAAUUCAUGUUCUACGAGAGUCAUACACAUUCCAGAUCUGCAUUUGCGGAAGGAGGAUGAUCUGUUGAUAAUGAAGCAGUGUAUUGAGCAGUAUAAUGUACCACCUGAGCUCAGGUUUUCAUUGUUAACAAGAAUUAGAUAUGCGCAUGCCUUCCGGUCGCCCAGAAUAUUCAGGCUGUACAGCAGGAUUUGCCUUCUUGCAUUUAUUGUGCUUGUCAAGUCUAGUGAUGCUAAUGAUGAGCUGACAUCAAUUUUUGCAAAUGAACCGGAGUAUACAAAUGAAUUAAUCAGGAUAGUGCGGUCGGAAGAAACUAUUCCGGGAAAUAUUAGAACUCUUGCAAUGCUCGCAUUGGGUGCUCAGUUAGCUGCAUAUUCAGCAUCUCAUGACCGAGCACGGAUUUUGAGUGGAUCAAGUAUUAGUUUUACUGCAGGGAAUCGGAUGAUCCUCCUGAAUGUGCUCCAGAAGGCAGUUUUAUCACUCAAAGGUUCCAGUGAUCCAUCAUCUCUCUCUUUUAUUGAGGCUCUUCUUCAGUUCUAUCUGCUUCAUAUCACAUCAUCCUCUGCAUCAGGGAGUAAUAUUAGAGGGUCAGGAAUGAUUCCAACAUUUUUACCUCUCUUGGAGGAUUCUGACCCAAAUCAUAUGCAUCUUGUAUACUUGGCUGUAAAAGCAUUACAGAAGCUAAUGGAAUACAGUAGUUCAGCUGUAACAUUGCUUAGAGAACUGGGUGGAGUGGAGCUUUUAGCUCAGAGGCUACAGAUAGAAGUGCAUAGAGCUAUUGGUAUAGCGGGUGGAAAUGAUAGUUCAAUGUUCUAUGGUGAAUGCUCUGGAUACAGUGAUGACCAUUUGUAUUCCCAAAAGAGGCUUGUCAAGGUACUUUUGAAGGCUCUUGGCUCCGCUACAUAUGCCCCUGCAAACUCCACUAGACUGCAAAAUACUAAUGAAAAUUCACUGCCUGGUACAUUGUCGCUCAUUUUUGGGAAUGCAGAUAAAUUUGGAGGGGAUAUUUACUGCUCUGCUGUGACUGUUAUGAGUGAAAUUAUCCAUAAAGAUCCCACAUGUCUUCCUGCACUGCUUGAUUUGGGUCUUCCGGAUGCCUUUUUGUCUUCAGUGUUAUCUGGCAUACUUCCAUCUUCAAAGGCUAUAACAUGUGUCCCAAAUGGCCUUGGUGCCAUGUGUCUUAAUGCCAAAGGCUUGGAGGCUGUGAAAGAAACUUCAGCAUUGCGAUUCCUUGUUGACAUCUUUACUAGCAAGAAGUAUGUGCUGCUGAUGAAUGAAGCAAUCGUUCCUUUUGCUAAUGCAGUUGAAGAGCUUUUGCGCCAUGUAUCUUCAUUGAGAAGCAGUGGUGUUGAUAUCAUCAUUGAAAUUGUAAAUAAAAUCGAUUCCUUUGGGGGCAGUAGUAGUCUCUCUGGGUCAUCAUCUCUGGAAAAAGUUAAUGAGAGCACUGCAAUGGAAACUGAUUCUGAAGAAAAUGGAAAUGAAGAGCACUGUUCUGUGGUGGAUUCUGUAACUGAAGGAAUCAGUGAUGAGCAAUUUCUUCAAUUGUGCAUUUUGCAUCUGAUGGUUUUGCUUCAUAGAACUACAGAGAAUUCUGAAACAUGUCGGCUGUUUGUGGAGAAAUCAGGAAUUGACUCACUUCUUAAGCUUCUUUUGAGGCCCAGUAUUGUAAAAUCAUCUGAGGGCAUGUCUAUUGCUUUACAUAGCACCAUGGUUUUUAAAGGGUUUUCUCAGCAUCACUCUGCUCCUCUAGCUCGUGCAUUUUGUUCUUCUCUUGGGGAACAUUUGAAGAAAGCUUUGAGUGGAUUUGGUUCAGCUUCAGGGUCCUUUUUACUGGAUCCCAAGUUGAAGCCUGUAGAUGGAGUCUUUUCUCCUCUUUUCCUCAUUGAGUUCCUUCUAUUUCUUGCUGCUUCUAAAGAUAAUCGCUGGGUUAGUGCUUUGCUUGCUGAACUUGGAAAUGAAAGAAAAGAUGUUCUGGAAGAUCUUGGUUGUGUUCAUCGUGAAAUUUUAUGGCAGAUCACUCUCCGUGAAGAUGCCAAGCUUGAACUGGAUGAUGAUGGUGCUAGUGCGAGUUCUGCCGAGCCUGAUUCACAGCAACAGGAAUCCAGUGCAACUGAUGUGGAAGAUCAAAGGUUGAACUCCUUUAGACGGUUCCUUGAUCCAUUAUUAAGGAGGAGGACACCAGGAUGGAGUUCUGAAUCCCAGUUCUUUGACCUCAUAAACCUUUAUCGUGACCUUGGACGAGCUAGUGGCUUUCAUCAGAGAUUGGGUAUUGAUGGUUUAAACACUUGGUUUGGAGCUAAUCAUUCUACUACAUCAAAUGCUUCUGGAACUGCCAACAAAAAGGAUUAUUACAAGCAGAGAUCUUAUCACACCUCUUGCUGUGAUAUAAUGAGGUCCCUUUCUUUCCACAUCACCCAUUUAUUUCAAGAGUUGGGAAAAGUGAUGUUACUUCCUUCUCAUCGUCGGGAUGAUACUGUUAAUGCAUCCCCUGCAUCAAAAUCUGUUGCCUCUAGUUUUGCCUCUAUCGCAUUGAGUCACAUGAACUUUGGAGGUCAUGUAAAUUCUUCAGGUUCAGAAGCAUCCAUAUCAACAAAGUGUCGUUACUUUGGUAAGGUUAUCGAUUUCAUUGAUGGUGUUCUCCAGGACAGGCCCGAUUCUUGUAAUGCUAUUAUAUUAAACUGCUUAUAUGGAUGUGGAGUUGUUCAAUCAGUUUUGACUACUUUCGAAGCUACCAGCCAAUAUCUAUUUGAAGUUAAUAGGGCACCAGCAUCUCUAAUGGAUAUGGAUGAUGGUAAUAUAAAGCAGGGUGAGAAGGAACUCGGAGAUCAUGCAUGGAUUUAUGGUGCAUUAGCUAGCUGUGGCAAACUUAUGGCUCAUCUGGUGGCAUCUUCUUUUGUUUUGUCUCCAUUCACUAAACACCUGCUUGUGCAACCACUUGGAAGGGGAGAUGUUCCUUUCCCAAGGGAUGCUGAAACUUUUGUAAAGGUGCUUCAAUCUAUGGUGCUCAAGGCUGUGCUUCCUGUAUGGACACAUCCACAGUUUACUGAUUGCAGUUAUGAUUUCAUCACUGCAGUUAUUUCUAUCAUUAGGCAUAUUUACUCUGGUGUUGAAGUAAAAGAUGUUUCCAGCAGCAAUAGUGCUCGUAUUACGGGCCCCCCUCCUAAUGAAACCACCAUAACAACAAUUGUAGAGAUGGGAUUUUCCAGAUCUAGGGCAGAAGAAGCUCUGAGGCAAGUUGGAUCUAAUAGUGUGGAGUUGGCAAUGGAGUGGUUAUUCUCACAUCCAGAGGAAACCCAGGAGGAGGAUGAACUUGCUCGUGCACUUGCCAUGUCUCUUGGGAACUCAGAGACUGACACAAAUUUAGAUGUUACAAAUGAAAGUAACCAGGAACUUGAAGAAGAGAUGGUCCAACUUCCUCCUGUUGAGGAAUUAUUGUCAACAUGUACAAAGCUUCUUCAAAUGAAGGAACCUCUAGCUUUCCCUGUUAGAGAUCUCCUUGUAUUAAUAUGCUCCCAAAAUGAUGGUCAAUAUAGAUCCAGUGUCAUUUCCUUCAUUCUUGACCAAGUGAGAGAUUCUACUUCUGAGAACAGAAACAAUUCUCUGCUUUCUGCCCUUUUCCAUGUUCUUGCUUUAAUUCUUUAUGAGGAUGUGGGGGCACGGGAAAUUGCCGCAAAGUCUGGACUGGUAAAACUUGCAACUGAUUUACUUUCUGAGUGGGACUCUGGUUCAAUAGACAAGAAGGGUCAACCUCCAAAGUGGGUAACGACUGCUUUCCUUGCUCUUGAUAGGUUACUUCAGGUGGAUAAAAAAUUGAAUGCUGAAAUUGUUGAGCAGUUGAAAAGGGACACUGUUAGUAGUCAGCAGACAUCUGUUAGUAUUGAUGAGUAUAAAAAUAGUAAGUUGCAUUCUUCAUUUGCAUCUGCAAGACAUAUCAAUCUUCACGAGCAGAAGAGACUGAUAGAGAUUGCUUGUAGUUGUAUAAGCAACCAGUUUCCAUCUGAAACAAUGCAUGCUGUCCUACAGCUAUGUGCUACUCUUACCAGAACCCAUUCUAUUGCCAUUUAUUUUCUUGAUGGUGGGGGUGUAAGUUCACUUCUUUCAUUGCCAACAAGUAGUCUUUUUCCUGGGUUUGAUAAUGUGGCUGCUACCAUUAUCCGUCAUGUCCUUGAAGAUCCUCAAACCUUGCAGCAGGCAAUGGAAACUGAGAUCAAGCACAGUCUUUCGGCUAUGGCUAACAGGCAUUCAAAUGGAAGGGUCAGUCCACGUAAUUUCCUUGCGAACCUAAGUUCUGUCAUUUCACGUGACCCAGUUAUAUUUAUGCAGUCUGUUAAGUCUCUCUGUCAAGUUGAGAUGGUUGGUGAGAGACCCCAUGUUGUUCUGAUCAAAGACCGUGAUAAAGAUAAAUUCAAGGAAAAAGAAAAUGAGAAGGAGAAAGCAUCCGACAAAGAUAAAGUACAACAAAAUGAUGGAAAGGGUAAUUUGUGCUAUGUGAAUUCAGCAGGUCCUGGGAAUGGGCAUGGGAAGUUUAAUGAUUCAAAUUCCAAGUCAGUUAAAAUGCAUAGAAAGUCUCCUCAAAGCUUUGUAAAUGUGAUUGAGCUUCUUUUGGAUUCAGUUAGUGCAUUUGUACCUCCCUUGACAGAUGAUAUCAGAAUAGAGGUGCCUGUUGAUGCAACAUCAUCAACCUAUAUGGAGAUUGAUGUUUCUGCCAGCAAGGGUAAAAGAAAAGCCAUUGCAACUGUGUCAGAGGAGAAUGAAGCUUCUGAGCAAGAUGUUUCUGCUUCACUUGCAAAGAUGGUCUUCAUCUUGAAACUUUUGUCUGAGAUUCUGUUGAUGUACACGUCAUCUGUUCAUGUGCUGCUCCGGAGAGAUGGUGAAAUUAGUAGCUGCAGAGCCCCUUAUCAGAGGAGCUCAGCUGCUUUAUCAAGUUGUGGAAUAUUUCACCACUUCCUUCACAAUUUUAUCCCAUGUUCCUGGAGUUCAAAGAAGGAAAGGAAAAUUGAUGGUGACUGGAGGCAUAAACUAGCAAUCAGGGCCAGUCAAUUUCUGGUUGCAUCUUGUGUGCGAUCUACAGAGGCCAGGAAGAGAGUAUUUACUGAGAUUAAUUGUAUUUUCAAUGACUUUGUUGAUUCCUGUGAAGGUUUCAAAUCUCCGAGUAGUGAUACGCUGACCUUUGUUGAUCUGUUGAAUGAUAUACUAAUUGCUCGUACUCCAACUGGCUCAUGCAUCUCAGCAGAAGCUUCUGCCACAUUUAUUGAUGUUGGUUUGGCUGCAUCAUUAACACGCAUGCUUGAAGUGUUGGAUUUGGAUCAUGCCGAGUCACCUAAAGUCGUAACAGGGAUCAUCAAAGCUUUGGAACUUGUAACCAAGGAAUAUGUUCAUUCUGCUGAUUCUUCUGCUGUCAAAGGUGAGAAUUCUGUCAAACCUGCUGAUCACAAUCAGUCCGGGGGAGAAGAUAAUAUUGCUGAUGCAUCACAUCCCAUGGAAAUGGCAUUUCAGUCCAAUCGUGAUGCUGUUGCAGCUGAUCCUGGAGAACCAGUCAAUACUGUCCAAAAUUAUGGUGGGUCUGAAGCUGUUACAGAUGAUAUGGAUCAUGACCAGGAUCUUAAUGGAAGUUUUGGUCCUGCUACUGAAGAUGACUAUAUGCGAGAAACUUCCGAGGAUGGAAGGGGUCUUGGAAAUGGUAUAGAAAAUUUGGGGAUUCAUUUUGAAAUCCAGCCCCAUGAGCAAGAAAACCUUGAUGAUGAUGAUGAUGAUGAGAUGUCUGGAGAUGAGGGGGAUGACGAUGACGAUGACGAUGACGAAGAUGAGGACCAUAAUGAUUUGGAGGAAGAUGAUGUACAUCACCUGUCUCAUCCUGAUACUGAUCAAGAUGAUCAUGAGAUUGAUGAUGAUGAAUUUGAUGAUGAAGUAUUGGAGGACGAUGAUGAGGAUGACGGUGAUGAUGAGGGUGGAGUUAUUCUAAGGCUAGAGGAGGGUCUCAAUGAAAUGGAUAUGUUUGACCAAAUUGAGGUGUUUGGCAGAGACAACAGCUUUGCCAAUGAAACUCUUCAUGUAAUGCCAGUUGAAGUUUUUGGCUCUACACGUCAUGAACGUACAUCUAUUUACAGUCCUUUGGGGCGCAGUGGUGAGAAUUCAGGCUCUUCAACACAUCCUCUUUUAGUGGGACCUUCAUCACUGCACUCAGCCUCUACAAGGCAGUCAGAAAAUUCCCGUGAUAUGAUUCAUUCAAACAGAAACUCAGACAGCACCUCAUCACGGUUGGAUACUAUUUUCCGCUCUUUAAGGAAUGGGCGUAACAACCAGCGUUUGAACUUGUGGGUUGAUGAGAGCCAGCAAAGCAGUGGGCCAAGUGCAGCUACUGUUCCACAAGGCCUUGAAGAGCUGCUUGUUUCUCAACUCAGGCGACCUGUCCCUGAGAAAUCUUCUGAUCACAAUACAUCUACAAUGGAACCUCAGACCCAUGGUGAAGGUAGUCAGUUACAGGUAUCAAGGCCUGGGGAAAGACCUGAGAUUCCUGUUGCAAACAACGAAAGUAGUGAAAAUGCUAAUGUGGCCCUAUCUUCUGUAGCAAUUGAUAGUUCUCUCCAUGCUGAUGGGAGACCUGCAGUUACUGCUUCUCUGCCAGGAACAGAUGCAUCAAACAUACAUCCACAAUCUGUUGAAAUGCAAUUUGAUCAGAAUGAUGCAGCUGUUCGUGUUAUUGAAGCAGUGAGCCAAGAAAGUAGUGGUAGUGGGGCUACUUUAGGGGAAAGCCUGCGCAGCCUUGAUGUUGAGAUUGGAAGUGCAGAUGGCCAUGAUGAUGGUGGAGAAAGGCAAGGUUCUUCUGACAGAAUUGCUGAUCCACAGGCUGUGCGUGCAAGAAGAACAAAUGUGGCUUUUGGGAAUUCUACUGCUGUUGGUGGGAGAGAUGUACCUCUUCAUAGUGUUGCUGAGGUUUCAGAGAAUUCUAGUCGAGAAGCAGAUCAGGAUGGUACAGCUGCUGAGCAGCAAAUGAAUAGUGAUGGUGGUUCUGGAUCAAUUGAUCCUGCAUUUUUAGAUGCUCUCCCGGAGGAGUUGCGUUGUGAAGUUCUUUCCGCUCGGCAGGGUCCAGUGGUGCAGCCUUCAAAUGCUGAACAACAGAAUUCUGGGGAUAUUGAUCCUGAAUUUCUUGCUGCCCUUCCCCCAGACAUACGAGCUGAAGUCCUUGCACAACAGCAAGCACAAAGGGUUCAUCAAUCUCAAGAACUUGAAGGUCAACCAGUUGAAAUGGACACGGUCUCAAUAAUUGCAACAUUUCCUUCUGAUUUAAGGGAAGAGGUUCUAUUAACAUCUUCUGAUGCUAUUCUUGCUAAUCUCACACCUGCCCUUGUAGCCGAGGCAAACAUGUUGCGCGAGAGAUUUGCACAUCGCUAUCAUAAUCGUAACUUGUUUGGGAUGUACCCUAGGAAUCGCAGAGGUGAAUCUUCUAGGAGAGGUGAAGGUAUUGGAUCCAGCUUUGACAGGAUGGGGGGAAGCAUUGUGUCACGCAGAUCUGUUUCUGCCAGGCUAAUUGAAGCUGAAGGCACCACUUUAAUUGGCCCAGAAGCUCUUCAAGCAAUGGUUCGGUUACUUCGCAUGGUGCAGCCACUGUAUAAAGGUUCAUUGCAGAAGCUUCUCUUGAAUUUAUGUGCCCAUAAUGAAACCAGAACAGAGCUAGUUAAAAUCUUGAUGGACAUGUUGACGCUUGAUAUAAGAAAGCGCGUCAGUUUUUCAAAUCCAAUUGAACCACCGUACAGGCUUUACGGUUGCCGGAAUAAUGUGAUAUAUUCUCGUCCUCAACAUUUUGAUGGAGUUCCACCUUUGGUGUCUAGGCGAGUUCUUGAAACUCUCACUUACUUGACUCGAAACCAUCCAUAUGUUGCUAAGAUCUUACUUCAACUUAGAUUGCCGUUUCCUACCCUAGAAGAGCUAAGAAAUAAUGAUCAGUCACGUGGAAAAGCAUUGAUGAUUGAGGAGCAAGAGGAAGGAAACAUUUCCAUUGCAUUGCUUUUGAGCCUUCUCCAUCAACCCCUGUACUUGAGAAGUAUAGCGCAUCUUGAGCAGUUGCUUAACCUAUUGGAUGUCAUCAUUGACCAUGCGGAAAGGAAACCUCUUUCAUCUGAGAAAUUGAAGGCGACUUCCACUGAACAGACACCUGCUUUGCAAAUUUCAAUGUCUGAUGACAUCAAUGCUGAGAAUCCUGAUGCUCCUGUGGCUGCUGAAUCACCUCUUAAGCCUGUUGAUUCAUCCACACCCUCAACAUCUUGUGCAAGUAAGGAAUGUGAUGCACAGAGUGUAUUGACCAAUCUCCCACAAACAGAGCUCCGGCUUUUAUGUUCAUUGCUUGCACGGGAAGGUUUGUCAGAUAAUGCAUAUAGUCUGGUGGCGGAGGUAAUGAAAAAGAUGGUUGCUAUUGCUCCAAGCCAUUGUCAUCUUUUUAUUUCUGAGCUAGCAGAUGCUGUACAAAAUUUGAUUAAAUCUGCCAUGGAUGAGUUAAAGAUGUUCAGUGAAGCUGUGAAGGCUCUACUCAGCACAACAUCUUCUGAUGGAGCUGCAAUAUUAAGGGUUUUACAGGCUCUAAGUUCUCUUCUUACCUCAAUAACUGAGAAAGAAAAGGAUCUUAAGCUGCUUCCUGAAAGAGAGCGUUCUUCUGCCGUUUCUCAGGUGUGGGACAUUAAUACCGCCUUAGAACCUUUGUGGAUAGAGUUGAGCACUUGCAUAAGCAAAAUUGAGAGCUAUUCAGAUUCUGCACCAGAUUUAUUAGCUACACCCAGGACUUCCACAUCAAGACAAUCUGGUUUAAAACCACCCCUACCUGCAGGCACGCAGAACAUCUUACCAUAUAUAGAAUCUUUCUUUGUGAUGUGCGAGAAAUUACAUCCUGCACAACCAGGUUAUGGUAGUGAUUUCGGCAUGGCUGUACUUUCUGAUGUUGAGGAUGUCAGCACCCCAUCUGGUGGCCAGCAGAAAACUGCUGCUUCUGUCUCAAAAUUUGAUGAAAAACAUGUUGCCUUUGUGAAGUUCUCAGAGAGGCAUAGGAAGUUGUUAAAUGCUUUCAUCCGCCAGAAUCCCGGGCUUCUUGAGAAGUCAUUUUCACUCUUGCUGAAGGUUCCUCGCUUUGUUGAUUUUGAUAAUAAACGUGCUCACUUCAGGUCCAAAAUAAAGCAUCAACAACAUGAUCAUCAUCACAGUCCUCUAAGGAUAUCGGUUAGAAGAGCUUACAUACUUGAGGAUUCAUAUAACCAACUACGGAUGCGGUCAACUCAAGAUUUGAAGGGGAGAUUGACCAUUCACUUCCAAGGAGAGGAAGGUGUUGAUGCUGGUGGGCUUACGAGGGAAUGGUACCUGCUGUUGUCCAGGGUUAUAUUUGACAAAGGUGCAUUGCUUUUCACGACAGUGGGCAAUGAGUCAACAUUCCAGCCUAACCCCAAUUCUGUCUACCAAACUGAACAUCUUUCAUACUUAAAAUUUGUUGGGCAAGUUGUUGGCAAAGCACUUUUUGAUGGGCAGCUCUUGGAUGUCCACUUUACUCGAUCUUUCUACAAGCAUAUCUUGGGUGCCAAAGUUACAUACCAUGACAUUGAAGCAAUUGAUCCUGAUUACUUCAAAAACUUAAAGUGGAUGCUUGAGAAUGAUAUUAGUGAUGUCCCCGAUCUUACAUUUAGCGUUGAUGCUGAUGAGGAGAAGCUAAUAUUAUAUGAAAGGACACAGGUGACUGACUAUGAACUGAUUCCUGGUGGCCGGAACAUUAAGGUUACCGAGGAGAAUAAACAUCAGUACGUUGAUUUAGUUGCUGAGCAUCGUUUGACCACUGCUAUUCGUCCUCAAAUAAAUGCAUUUUUGGAAGGCUUCAAUGAAUUAAUUCCCAGGGAAUUGAUAUCCAUUUUUAAUGAUAAGGAGCUUGAGUUACUGAUUAGUGGUCUUCCAGAAAUAGAUUUGGAUGAUAUGAGGGCAAAUACUGAGUACUCUGGUUAUAGUACCGCAUCACCUGUUAUACAGUGGUUUUGGGAAGUUGUUCAAGGGUUCAGUAAGGAGGAUAAAGCUCGACUUCUACAGUUUGUGACGGGCACCUCCAAGGUGCCUUUAGAAGGUUUUAGUGCACUCCAAGGUAUUUCAGGUUCCCAAAAGUUUCAGAUACACAAAGCAUAUGGUAGCUCUAACCACUUGCCUUCUGCUCACACCUGUUUCAAUCAAUUGGAUUUACCCGAGUAUCCAUCAAAGGAACAUCUAGAAGAGAGAUUGUUGCUCGCAAUUCACGAAGCCAAUGAAGGGUUCGGAUUUGGUUAAGAUAAUUAGAGUUAUAAUGUAGAUAACAUCUGAAGAUUGGGAUCUUGUUGGGUAUAAAAGGGACUUGAGAGCUGACUUUUGAACUGAUACAUGUUUAUAUUUUCUAUACAUCAACUAUUUGGAUGGCUCUGGCA